UGUGUUUAUAUGGGACAUUCAAAGAAGAAAAAAUUAUAUUUAAAUUGACAGUAUGCUGACAUAUUAGAGUGAAAUAUUAUGCUAAUGUUUAUAAAUUUUAGUUGUCACUGAUUGAUAAUCACAUCAAUCAAUAAAAUUAGUAGUAACAUACAGAAAUUCACCAAAAUUAUGGAACCCAUCAUUAUUAUACACGGAGGAGCCGAUGAUGUUCCCGAUUCCAUGGUUGUGCCAAGAAUCGAAGGGGUCAAAACAGCAUGCAAUGCUGGCUAUAACGCAUUAAUCCAACCAAAUGCUACAGCUUUAGAUGCAAUAGAGGCAGCAAUUAAUUCGAUGGAAGCAGACGAAAUGUUUAAUUCUGGCUUUGGUUCAGUUUUAAACGAAGAGGGAGAUAUAGAGAUGGAUGCAGCUGUGAUGGUAGGAGAGAAUUUAUCCACUGGUGGGUUGACUGUAGUAAAGGAAAUUUUGCAUCCGAUCAGUCUUGCUCGACAGGUAAUGGAGAAAACUCCUCAUGUUCUAUUAGCUGGUGAAGGAGCAGGUAGAUUUGCAGAUUCGAUUAAAAUGCCUCGAGUACCAACUAGUCAAUUAUUAACCAGCUUUGCUGUAUCAGAUUUAGAACAGUUUAAGAAGUCUAGAGUAAGGCGCCCAUGUAAGUAUCCAGAAAGAUGUGACACUGUGGGUGCUGUAGCUAUAGAUAGGAAUGGACACAUUGCAGCAGGGACCUCUACUGGUGGUUUAACUGGGAAAAUGGUCGGCAGAAGUAGUGACUCAAGCAAAGUUGGAUGCGGCUUAUAUGCAGAUGACCGAUAUGGUGGGGUCUCUGUUACCGGACAUGGAGAAUCUAUAGUAAAAGUUUGUUUAUCGUUCAAUAUUAUAAAUAACAUGAAAUUGGGAAUGCCCCCUCAAGAAGCGGCCCAAACUUCAGUAAAUGAAGUCAUCAAUAAGUUCAAUAAACAAACUGGUGCUGUUGUGUUAUCGAAAAAUGGAGAUAUGGGCGUAUUUUGUCGAAGUGAAAGAAUGCCAUGGGCAUUUCGGAAAGGAAACAAAAUGUUAUUUGGAUCUCAUUCGGGCGAUCAUCAAGAACAGAAUAUGUAGUAGUAUGGUUUGUUAUCAUGAAGUCUAUUCUUCAUUGUGAAUAUUUUCUAAAUAAAAUAAUUGUAAUAAUACUUUAAUACAUAAAUAAAAAAGUGACAAAAAAGUGUUAUUAGAUAUUAAGAUCCUGGCCAGUUGGUUGCUUAAACCAGUGCCAAUAAAACAUAAACACACACACAGAUAUUAAGAUAUUAUUACGAAAUUAGAUAAUAUUUUCUCUCUAAUCUAUAUUUGUUCAUUCUUUCAAUAAACGUUUGAACUCUU
Molecule: messenger RNA, 1353 nt
Organism: Diabrotica virgifera virgifera (western corn rootworm)
Lineage: Eukaryota; Metazoa; Arthropoda; Insecta; Coleoptera; Chrysomelidae
Product: probable isoaspartyl peptidase/L-asparaginase GA20639
Exons: 1
Coding region: 169-1092 (307 amino acids)
Molecular function (GO): asparaginase activity
Source: RefSeq, a predicted model, not a curated record